AUGGAUAUUCAAUCACGUCAUGAUCCAAGUUUCCAAGUAAGUGUACGUGCGCAUGUUCUCGGUGCAAUUACGAGUCUCCUUCCGUCAGAGAAGGUAUUAAAUUUUGAUUGGCCAGAAUUAGACAAUAUAACUUUGGCUGAUCCACAGUUUCACAUCCCUAGCAAAAUUGAUAUUUUGCUUGGAGCUGAUAUUUAUGGUGAUUUAAUAAGAGAAGGAUUGAUAAAAGGCCCCAGAGGUAUGCCAACUGCUCAGAACACAGCUUUAGGAUGGAUACUAUCGGGUCCGACCCAUCAAGGUAAGAGCAUUCAAUCUCAAUCAGCACAUUGUCAUCAUAAUCUUAUUGUAAGUUCUCACUUUCACAAUGAUGACAAUGAAUUGCUCAAAAAAUUUUGGGAAAUUGAAAAUUAUUUUUUUGAUACAAAAAUCCUCACUAAAGAAGAACAACUAUGUGAGGAUUUAUAUGAACAGACGACCAGACGAGAUGCAUCCGGUCGGUAUAUUGUUCGCUUGCCGUUUCGUGAGGACGAUCCAAAGUGUAAGUAUGGCAAUUCAAGAGAAAUUGCCAUAAAGAGAUUUCAACUUCUAGAAAAGCGCUUGAAGAAAGAUGCCGAACUCAAGAACAAGUACUCAGAGGUAAUUCAUGAAUACUUGGACCUGGGUCAUAUGGUGCGUAUAUCGGACGAUGACAAAAGGAAACACCUUUCUGCGAGCCGGAUUCAGAUGCCAGAUUCCGGACUGUAUCUUCCACAUCAUGCCGUUAUACGUGAAGACAAAAGCACAACUAAGGUCAGAGUUGUGUUUGACGCUUCAUGCAAGGGUAACAACGGCAUUUCCCUCAAUGACACUUUGAUGGUUGGUCCUAAGCUUCAACAAGAUUUACGGCACAUUAUACUGAAGUGGCGUAUGCAUCCUAUAUGCUUGAGUGCGGAUAUAGUUAAAAUGUAUCGCCAGAUAAUAGUCGCAGAAGAAGACGUAGACUUUCAGAGGCUUGUGUGGAGAGACAGUCCGGAAUCUGAAAUGGAAGAAUAUCGCUUGGAAAAAGUUACUUUCGGCACAGCAUCGGCGCCAUACCUGGCUGUGAAGACGUUACAGCGCCUUGCGAUCGAUGAAGGCAGCGCAUAUCCUCUUGUGGCUGAAAAGGUUAAAAAGGAUUAUUAUGUAGAUGAUCUCUUGACAGGAUGUCAAACUGUUGAAGAAGGAAAGCAAAUCUACAAGGAAAUGAAAGAACUAUUAAGCAAAGGUGGGUUUCAGCUACAGAAAUGGAUCACGAAUAAUACGGAAUUAGCAAAAAUAGUUAUGGAAGAACGUGGAAAUGAAGAAGGAAAGAUUAAUAUAAAGAUAGAUGAGAUAGUGAAAGUGCUAGGACUUACCUGGGAUAAACAAACCGAUUCGUUUCAUUACUCGGUGCAACUUACCAUGCAAGAAAAUCCCAUCACAAAGAGAAAAGUCAUAUCAGACAUUUCACGUCUUUUCGACCCUUUAGGAUGGGUGGCUCCUUGUGUCAUUACAGCCAAGGUGAUGAUACAGAAGUUGUGGUUGUCUGGGGUUGAUUGGGAUGAAGAGUUGCCAGAUGAUCUUCUUGAAGAGUGGCUUACUUAUCGGUCAGAAUUAGCUAACAUCCGAAAGGUAUACAUUCCUCGAUGGGUCGAAACAAAAGUUGAUGAUACUUGCACAGAAUUACAUGGUUUUAGCGAUGCGUCCAAUGUUGCAUACGCUGCAGUGAUUUACGUACGGACUAUUGACACAGCUGGUAACAUUCAUGUGUAUCUAGUUGCUGCUAAAACCAAGGUAGCUCCAACUAUGCAGGUGUCUAUUCCUCGCCUCGAGCUAAUGGGAGCCGUUUUAUUGGCCAGGUUAGUUACUGACGUGGCAAACAUGUUGCAUAUUAGUCGGGAUAAAAUUCACGGUUGGACUGAUUCCACGGUGGUGUUAGCAUGGCUUAGUAGUCACCCCAGCCGCUGGACAACUUUUAUUGGCAAUAGAACGUCUGACAUUUUAUCAAGGCUUGAUAACACCCAGUGGUCUCAUGUGUCAUCGGGCGAAAAUCCUGCAGACAUUGCAUCUAGAGGAUGUACACCUCUAGAACUUGUACAAAAUAGUAUGUGGCUGCACGGUCCACCUUGGCUCAGCGAGGCAGAAAUUAAAUAUAAACUAUCCAAACGACCCUCCACUAAUCUUGAACGCAAAAAACUUAAGGUUCAUCUGUCUACGAAAUCAACGACUGAUGAUUUCAUCUGGAAUCGAUUUUCUUCACUUUCACGUCUUGUUCGCGUUGUAGCUUAUUGCAGAAGAUUUCUUAAACUUAAAAAACCUAAAUCAGAUCGCAACAUUGCUCCUUUUCUAGAAAGCUCUGAGUUAAACGAAGCCCUAAACGUCUGUAUCAGAAUGUGUCAAGUGCAGGAAUUAAAGGAUAGUCGACUAAAAUCACUAAAUCCAUAUCACGAUGACAGAGGACUCUUAAGAGUCGGCGGAAGAAUCUCAAAUGCCGACAUUCCUGAAUUAGCUAAACAUCCUAUUAUUCUUCCACAUAAAAGUCAUUUUACAGAUCUUGUCAUUGACGACGCCCACAAAAAGACAAUGCAUGGCGGUCCAUCUCUUGUCAUAAAUUAUUUGCGCUCACGUUACUGGAUUAUUUCGGUUAAGAGUCGUGUAAAAUUGCAUGUGCGUAAAUGUGUCAUCUGCGCGAGACGUGCAGCAAUUACAGCAACGCAACUUAUGGGUCAGUUACCAGCGUGUCGAAUUACUCCAGGAAGACCAUUCCUCCGCAGUGGAGUAGAUUUUGCUGGACCCAUUAAUAUACGCGUAUCAAAGGGACGAGGCAAUAAGUCGUAUAAGGGCUAUAUAUGUGUUUUUGUGUGCAUGGUCACAAAGGCUAUGCACCUGGAAGCCAUCAGCGACUUAACAUCCGAAGGUUUCAUUGCCGGUUUUAAAAGGUUUGUAGCCCGUAGAGGUCACGUGAGAGAAAUAUGGAGCGACAAUGGGACUAAUUUCGUUGGAGCAUCCAAGGAGCUACAAAAAUUAGUCACUAUAGAACAAUCAGCAGUUGCUCUCGAGAUUCGAGAAUGGUUAAAUGAUAAUGGUGUCUCAUGGCAUUUCAUUCCUCCUCACGCUCCACAUUUUGGAGGACUGUGGGAAGCAGGAGUGAAAUCCACAAAAUAUCAUCUCAAACGAGUAAUCGGGGAUUCCACUCUAACUUUUGAGGAAAUGAUCACAGUGCUGGCACAGGUUGAAGCGUGUCUUAAUUCUAGACCAUUAUCGAUCUUAACAGACGAUCAUAAUGACCCUUCACCCCUUACACCAGGUCACUUCCUCGUAGGUGAGCCGUUGAUAAUAAUACCCGAACGUAACUAUGAGCAAUGCAAUAUGAGUACUUUAAGACGUUGGCAAAUGACACAAAAGAUGUUACAAGAUUUCUGGCGUAGGUGGUCCAAUGAAUAUUUAGUGCAUUGUUUGCAAAGGUACAAAUGGACUAAAAUUACUCCGGAGCCAAACAUCGGUGAUAUCGUUCUUGUAAAGGAAGAUAAUCUUCCUCCGGCUCGAUGGUUAUUAGGUAGGAUAGUAACAAAACAUCCAGGUUUGGACGGAAUUACUCGAGUGGUGACAUUAAAAUGUAACGGUUCUGAAAUUAAAAGACCCAUAACAAAACUUUGUAUAUUACCUGUAACUGUAUGA
Molecule: messenger RNA, 3672 nt
Organism: Parnassius mnemosyne (clouded apollo)
Lineage: Eukaryota; Metazoa; Arthropoda; Insecta; Lepidoptera; Papilionidae
Source: the annotation of a GenBank genome assembly